AUGAGAAUCUCAAUUGCUGUAUUCGGCAUCUCUACGCUAGUGAGCGCUGUUCAAGGCGCCUUACUAGGGUUUGAUUAUGGUCAGGAAUUCAGCAAAGCGAUGUUGGUAUCACCACAUGCGCCAUUAGAAUUAGUACUUACUGCAGAUUCUAAGCGUAAAGAUGUCUCAGGAUUGGCUCUCAAGAGUUGGAAGUCAGAUAUAGAGCGAAUUUACGGCAGUGGCGUACAUUCUGCGCAGGUAAAAAACCCCAAGAGUGCGCUUUUGCAUGUAAAAUCGCUGUUAGGUAAAACGAUUGACGAACACUUCAGUUUGUACCACAAGGCCCAUCCAGGCGUUGUAUUUAGUUCAACACAGCGUGAUUCGGUGGCAAUCAAGAGUCUUGAUCACGCAUACCCCGUGGAGGAAAUUCUGGCUAUGAAUCUGGACGAAACUAUCACCAGAGCCAACGCCAUGUUGUUACGAGACAAAUCUGCAAUGGAUACAGUGGACUCUAUCGCAAUUACUGUUCCCGAGUUCUUCACACAAAACCAAAGACUUGCGCUGUCUGCUGCUGCCGAAUUGCCGCGUAACAUCAAAGCUCACUUGGUCAAUGAUGGAAUGACAGUGGCUAUUGACUUUGCACUCAAACAAAGAAAUUUUCCAGCUGGCGAAAAGCACCAUUAUGUUUUCUAUGACAUGGGCAGCGGGUCCACCAGAGCCUCUUUGAUUUCUAUUGAGCAGCCGAAGAAUUUAUCCGAACCUUUGAUUGUCGAAUUCAAUGGAUAUGGCUACGACAACGGUUUGGGUGGCACUCAAUUCACUCAGAACAUAGCUGAGCUCAUAAAAAACAAAUUUCUAGAGCAACAUCAAGGAAUUAGGACUGAGACUUUGGAGAUGGACGCCCGAGCUUUGGUCAGGAUUCACCAAGCGGCAGAAAAGGCCAAGUUGAUUUUGAGUGCGAACGCGGACGCCUCUGUUAAUAUCGAGUCUUUGCAUGCUGAUGUUGAUUUUAAGGCCACUAUCACCAGACAGGAGUUUGAGGACUUUUCAGAAGAUCUAACCAGCAGGAUUACUUUACCCAUCCUAAAUGCUCUUGACAACCAGUUUUUCUCAACACAAAUAAGUUUGAAGGACAUUAAGUCCUUAAUUCUCACUGGUGGUUCUACUAGGACGCCUAUGGUGCAAAGACAGCUCGCUGACUAUUUCGGCGACGAGCUCAUUGCUAAAAAUGUCAAUGCCGACGAGUCCUCCGUUAACGGAGUUACCAUAAGAGGUAUCCAGCUUUUCAAAUCUUUUCAAACAAAAGCUCUUAACGUUGUUGAUCGCUCCAUUUUCAGCUACAGCGCUGCUUUUAACGACAGCGGUUUACCUGUUGAACUUUUUGAACGUGGAUCGGAAUAUCCAAACAGAACAUCCUACUUGAUCUCGCCUCAAAUGAAUGUUAGCAGCUUUUCAAUUGACUUGCAAGAAAAUGGUGAGAUAUUCAAAAGUCAUCUAGUUGAUACAGAGCCUAUCGCUCAAAAAUUUUCAGAGGAAGCAUGCCCUUACGGAAUCGCUUACAAUGCUACAUUUUCCCUUUCGCAAGAUAGAUUGUUCGACCUUGACAUUGUUGAGGCCAUUUGCGUGCAAAAUUCGAAGUCUGCCUCAGGACUGAUCCAGAAACUCUUUGCAGGGUCAAAUCCUGAGGAAAACAAUUAUGUGACUGAAGACGAUAAAUCGAAGGAUAAAACGAAUGAUAAAAUCAAAAGGCUCAAAACUAAAGAAGUAUAUUCUCAAUUAAAGCCCAUCACGCCUGUUGAGAGAUUGGUUCUGAAAGAUCACAUGGAGGACAUGAACGAACGAGAUGCCAAGCGCUUGGAGAUUCAAGAAAAAAUAAAUGCGCUGGAGAGCACUCUCUAUGAAACGAGAAGUUAUUUAGAGGAGGAAGACGUUAUUUCCAAUGGCCCUCAGCAAGAAGUUGAAGCUUUGAACGAGUUGGUAAAUGCUUACUUAGAAUGGCUCGAUUACGAGUCCGAUGACGCUUCUAUCAAAGAUUUGACGGAAAGGUCUAGAAAGGUAUCAUCGUUGAAGGAAAGAAUUGAGCUUUAUGUGGAUUCUGUAGAUGAGCCACUAAAUUUGAGUCAAUUCUCGCAGUUUUACGCCAACGGGACUGAUUUGAUAAGACAGUUGGAGGAAUACAGAUCGACGGAAAACACGACUUUAGAGGCAUUGCGUGAAAGCUUUGCGGAAGUCGACUUAGACGUUGUGAAAGAGUUCAAGAAGCUAAAGGCUCCACGUCACUUGUCCCUGCCCGGCUAUAAAAUUAAGGAUGCCGUGAGGGAUAUGGAAAACGCGCUCGGCGAUGUCAAUAAAAUACUGAACGACGAUACUUUUAGCGCAGCGACCCGCGAAAACUUAUUUGCCCUCAAAUUACAAUUCGAUUCCUGCUUCACAGAACUCAACAGAUGCUUGGAACUGGAGCAAAGCAUUCAAAAGUUCAAGCUUAAUGAACUGGUAUCACUUUUUAGCAGGCGCCAAAGGGUAAUUAAAAAACGGGAAGAGCGCAGAAAGAAUCAAGAAUCAAGCAUACUCGAAAAAGACUCAAAUUCUACACUCACACAUAGCUCUCAAGAGUCUUCAACGACAACACCACUUGAACACGAUGAACUGUAA
Molecule: messenger RNA, 2631 nt
Organism: Lachancea nothofagi CBS 11611
Lineage: Eukaryota; Fungi; Ascomycota; Saccharomycetes; Saccharomycetales; Saccharomycetaceae
Source: the annotation of a GenBank genome assembly